AUGCCCUUCGGCCUUACCAAUGCAUCAGCCAACUUUCAACAUUUCAUCAAUGAUUGCGUCCGCGACUACCUUGAUAUGUUCUGUACAGCCUACCUUGACGAUAUUCUUAUUUACAGUGACACCUUCGAGGAACAUCAAGUACACGUCGAAAAAGUCCUGGAAGCCCUACAAAGAAAUGGAGUACUGUUGAAACCGGAGAAAUGCAAAUUUCAUACACAAAGCACCACCUAUCUCGGCCUUAUUAUCGAACCCAAUGGUAUUAGAAUGGACCCAAGAAAAGUGGAGACAGUGAAGAAUUGGACCGUCCCCAAAACAGUUAAGGAUGUGCAAGCAUUUCUAGGGUUUGCUAACUUUUACCGCCGAUUUAUACGCGGAUUCUCGGAACUGGCUUCUCCCCUUACCAGACUGACAUCCCAAAUCGCCUUCAACGCCCUGAAAGAAGCCUUCACCACGGCUCCCAUUCUUACUCAUUUUAACCCCGAGAAAGAAAUUACUGUGGAAACCGAUGCAUCUGACUAUGUCUCUGCCGGUGUACUCUCCCAAUACGAUGACAAUGGUACCCUUCGACCUGUCGCGUACUUCUCAAAAAAGCACUCCCCCGCUGAAUGCAACGACGAGAUUUACGACAAGGAACUACUGGCAAUUAUUCGGUCUUUUGAGGAGUGGCGACCGGAACUUGAAGGGGCUGCAUACCCAAUCGCCGUCAUAUCCGGUCAUAAGAAUCUCGAGUACUUUAUGAGUACCAAACAACUCAACCGGAGACAAGCACGGUGGGCAGAAUAUCUGUCACGGUUUAAUUUUGUUAUUAAGUACCGACCAGGGAAACAAGGAGGGAAACCGAACGCGUUGACAAGAAGAUCAGGAGAUCUCCCUGGAGAGGGGGAUGAAAGACAAUUGCAUCAGAGUCAAGUGGUAUUAAAGAAGGAGAAUCUUGAUGCAAAGCUAAGUUUGUUGGCGGGUUCUUUCUCAAAUGAGCCCGCUGAAAAGAACGCCUCACUGUAUGGACUAUUCGAUGAAGGAUAUAGCGCUGACCCGUUUCCACAAAAGAUACUGGAUAUGUGGAACAAAGGUGAACGACAAUCAAAGGAUAUAUCACUCGCCGAAUGCACCGAGGUUGAAGGCCGAUUGCUUUACCGAGGCAGUAUAUAUGUCCCUGAUUAUGACCCUCUUAAGCUCCGAAUCCUCCAACUUUACCAUGAGGCUGCCUCUGCUGGACACCCGGGAUGCGAAAAAAUAUUCGAACUCAUCAGUCGAGAUUACUACUGGCCCCUGAUGCGGAAUUAUAUUGCCCGCUACGUUCAGAACUGCCACACCGGUCAACGAAGCAAGCCCAAUACCCAUGGAAAACUCGGCGUACUUCGACCUCUACCGAUUCCCGAACAACCAUGGGAGGAGGUAUCAAUGGACUUCGUUACUGGCCUACCGGAGAGUGAAGGGCACGAUGCAAUUGUGGUAGUUGUUGACCGGUUAACAAAGAUGCGACAUCUCCUACCCUAUAAUACAACUGUCAACUCCGAAGACGUUGCUCAACAAUACCUGCGAAACAUAUGGAAGCUCCACGGACUACCAACACACGUCACCUCCGACCGCGGUACGCAAUUUACAGCCAAGUUUUGGAAGGCUCUUUGUAAACACCUCGACAUCGAAGCAAGGAUGUCUACCGCCUUCCACCCGGAGAUCGACAGCCAAACCGAAAGGCUGAAUACUGUAAUGGAGCAAUAUCUACGUGGGUAUGUCUCUUAUCAACAGGACGAUUGGGUAAAAUGGCUUCCUAUGGCAGAAUUUUCCGUCAACAACCAGGUCUCCGCAUCCACUAAAGCUACACCAUUCUUCGUGAACUAUGGAUUCCAUCCCCGAUUCACAGUGACGAUUAAAUCGCUUGACAGGACCCUACCGAGCCUCAAUGCUAAAGACUUCACCUCGAAGAUGAACGAACUCCAUGAGUAUCUACGUUCCAAUAUCCGAACGUCGCAAGAUCAACAAGAGCAGGCCGUCAACGCCAAAAGAACGCCGGCUCCACGGUACGAUAUCGGCGAUAUGGUGUUUGUUUCAGCAAAAAACGACCGAACCAUGCGUAACUCCUGGAAGCUGGACUGGAAGAAACUGGGACCGUUCCCCGUUAAAGAAAUUAUAUCGCCAUAUACGUAUCGGGUCGACCUGCCUAGGAGUAUGAAGAUGCACCCCGUCUUCCAUUUAUCAUUGCUAGACCCCGCUGCAAACGAUCCUGUACUGGGGCAAAUUCAACCACCAUCCCCACCUAUUAUCGUCGAGCAGGAGGAGGAGUAUGCAGUUGAGGAAAUCUUGGACUCGUGA
Molecule: messenger RNA, 2313 nt
Organism: Morchella sextelata
Lineage: Eukaryota; Fungi; Ascomycota; Pezizomycetes; Pezizales; Morchellaceae
Exons: 2
Coding region: 1-2313 (770 amino acids)
Biological process (GO): DNA integration
Molecular function (GO): nucleic acid binding
Source: RefSeq, a predicted model, not a curated record